Caenorhabditis angaria is the source of this 3030-nucleotide messenger RNA. Lineage: Eukaryota; Metazoa; Nematoda; Chromadorea; Rhabditida; Rhabditidae. The record is from the annotation of a GenBank genome assembly.
AUGACUUUAUUCGUAUUUGUAAGCAUAUUCUUAUCAACUUCAAUUUUCAUCCCAAUUCUGACGCAAAGUGAUUUUUUCGAUCAAUCGCCAGGUUUGUUGUAUUGUCAUCCUUUUUUAUUGUCACGAAAAAAUUAAACCUUUUUGCGCUUUAGAUUAUUUUAAUACUCCGGGUCUUUUUCAGGUCAACAAAAUUCUUGGGGACAAUCAUGGGACAGGUAUUUUUUUGUUUUUUGUUUGGUAACACACAUAAUAAUUUCAGAAGACCUCCUCCACCUAGAGAUCCUUGGGGACGUCCUCCGCCACCCCACCACUGGGGACACCCACCACCGUGGGGCAGGCCUCCCCCACCUUGGGGUAGACCUCCCCCGCCUUGGGGAAGACCUCCCCCACCUUGGGGUUGGCCCCCGCCACCUCCGCCACCGCCACCUCCACCUGCACCCGUUGUUGAGGAAAUUCAAUUUUCGGCUGACAUUGAUAAGGUGAGAGAGAGAGGAAAAAUGAAAACUCAUGAAAACAAAGAACAAUUUUAUCAGGUUGUGAAUAGUUUGAAUGCAAAUACAGCGGCAUUUCAAAAAGAGGGUGAGGGUUAUGAUCGUGUAUUACAAAUUAUGCAAGCAUAUUUCAAUCGCAAAUCUGGUGCACAAUUUGUGAGUUUUGAUAAGUCUAUUUGAAAUUUGAAAAUUGAAAUCUUUUGGUUUUGGAGACCAGGAAAAUUCAACUAUUUCCGAUUGUAAUUAUAAACCUGUUUUUUCGAACAUCUUCCUAAUGUAAGAAAUCAAAUCAAAUAAAAUUUUGAACAAAUUUGGAAACUAAAAUAAAACAUUAUUAAAAAUAGGAUUUUGGAUAAAAUUUAGAAAUCUGAAAAAAAUCAUUUUCAAAGCUCUAGUGAGCAAAAAUUUUUCACACUAAAAAUAUGAAAAUUUGGAUUCCAAAUAAAAAACCUAUAGCUUUUUAUGUUUUUUUUUUCAAAUGGGAAAAACAUCAUCCAAAAAUUUUUGGGAAUCUUUUUUUUUUUGAAUAAUAGCUUCACAAAAUUUCGAAAUUUUCUGGUUAGAAUCUCAACAUUUUCUAGACAAAAAAAUAUUUCUUCACUUUGACUUGAAAACUUUGGUUUUUAAAAUUAAAAUUUGAACACAAUUUUUGUACGAGAUCAAUUCUGAUUUUUUCUAGUUACUUUCAAAGCUACAUGUUCAAUUUCAAGAAUCAACUUUUAUUUCCAGGAUAUGACAAAAACCAUACCAACAACAGAUAUCAGGAACAACGAGCUAGCAUCCAACACAAAAAUAGCAAACGCAAUGUUUGAAAGUGAUAUGGUUCUAACAGUCUCACAAAUAAACAUUAUUGCAAAGAACACUAGAAGAUUCAAGCGAAAAAUGAAUUUGAAUGGAACUUCUUGGACUCGAAAUAUUGCCUAUCGUUUUCUAGAUACUGAUUGUAAGGACAUCUAGGCAUCUAGAUUCAGAUUAAAUUUAUUCCAGCUACUUGGCAAAGUCAAAUCAACAAAGCUUUACGAUAUUAUGAAAAACACAGCUGCCUUCGGUUCACUUUGAAUGGUCCGAAUUAUGAUUAUAUGGCUUUUAAUAGAGGUGAAGGGUGUUAUUCGAGUGUUGGAAGAUUGGGUGGACCUCAAGAAAUAUCGAUUGGUUAUGGUUGUGAUACAGUUAGUUUUUUUUGUGUCUGAAAAUCUAUAUAAUAAGAGAUUUUCAGCUUGGUAUAAUUACCCAUGAAGUCGGACAUGCUCUUGGAUUUUGGCAUGAGCAAGCCAGACCGGAACGUGAUUCAUAUGUGAGAAUUAAUCGACAAAACGCAGUGAUUGGUCUUGAGGGACAAUUUGAAAAACGAACUUGGAGUGAAGUCAAUGAAUAUGGAAUCCCAUAUGAUUACGGAUCUGUAAUGCACUAUUCUCCAAAAUCUUUCAGUCGAUCUUGGGAGCUCAAUACAGUCGAGCCAACAGAUUCUGCAUUCAUGGCAACAAUCGGAAAUCGAGUUGAACCAUCAUUUCUUGAUUUGAAACUUUUGAACACUGCUUUUUGCAAAGGUUUGUAUUUAUUGUUGUCUUAUCAAUUUUCUUUCCGUUAACCAUAAGUUUUGUUCCAAUAAUCUGAUUAAUUUUCUGAACUCGAUUUUCAAAGAAACAACGACACGUGACCAGAAAAUUAUCAUCAUUUUUCCAGACAUCUGUCGAAAUAAUAUCAAUUGUCAACAUGGAGGAUACCCAGAUCCAAAUAAUUGCGGAACUUGUAAAUGCCCCACAGGUUUAGAAGGAACAUAUUGUGAAAGACUACAGACAUCCAGUAAAUUUAAUUCUAAAAGCUAUCAGAUUCUAAAUUUUUUCACAGAUUGUGGAGUAGAAUUACCGCGCGCUGAAUAUACUUGGCGAAAUAUUUCAUAUUCUGGAACAUCGGAUUGUUAUUGGAGAAUCACGGCAGUUAACAAUGCUCUAAUUCGAUUUGAAGUAACUCAUGUUUUAUAUAAAUGCGAUCCGGUUUGCGAGGAAUUUGUUGAAAUAAAAAGUGAUUCAACUCAUGAACCCACUGGAUUUCGACAAUGUUGUAGGAAAAUCGCUGGUGAACGUGUGAGUAGAGGAAAUACCAUGUUGAUUAUCUCAAAAGCAACUUCCAAUUCACAAUUUGUUAUCAGAUAUCGGGCAGGUAUGAAAUUUCUUUUUUUCUCAUCUCAUCUCAUCUCCCAAUUAUGUAUUUUCCUACAGAAGGAUCUCCUCCAACAACAACACCAGCACCAAUUCGACAAACAUAUUAUUCAACAAAUUGGUCUGGUUGGACAGGUUGUUCAGAAAACUGUGGAUCUUGUGGAACACAAUAUCGAACAAGAUGUCCAUCAACAUCAAACUGCAGUCAACCAAUCCGUCAAACCCGCGUCUGCAAUCCUCAACCAUGUCAAAGCGGAGCAACUCGCGGAAAAAGAUCCGCAUUGUCAAGUCGAAAUCGUGUUCCAAGAUAUGGCGAAUGGUGUUGUGCAAGAUUUGUUUUACAUCAGGGAACAUGUAUUCCAGUUCGAAUUGGGAAAUAA